Messenger RNA from Eremomyces bilateralis CBS 781.70, 1740 nucleotides. Its product is annotated as UDP-Glycosyltransferase/glycogen phosphorylase. The coding region runs from base 245 to 1600 and encodes 451 amino acids. The transcript is spliced from 3 exons. The record is from RefSeq and is a predicted model, not a curated record. NCBI's taxonomy places the organism in Eukaryota, Fungi, Ascomycota, Dothideomycetes, Eremomycetales, Eremomycetaceae.
UAGGAAGUAAGGUGACGUUUUCAUACCCCAAUCAAAAACCAAGUUAGGUGGAAGGGAUGGUAUUGAAACCUCUCGAAUCCGAAGCCUUGCAUGAAAGGUAUACGCUAUUUCUUUCUCUUUCUCCUUCUCUUUAACUUCGAUAUUAUGUGCGAUUAAGCCGCCGAAUGGAUUCAAGUCUUCAUCGUUUUCUUCCCUUGCUUUAGGCUUAUCUAGGAUAGUGUGGAUCCUCCGUUUGCAGAGACCUAUGUUGCGGCGCGCCGCCCUUGUAGCGGUGCUGGUCGGCCUUGGAGCGAUACUGAUACCGCUCCUAUCACCACAAGGCCAGCAAGCACCCAAGUAUCAUGUGCAAGGGAAGAAUAAUACAAUAUUGUUUUUGACGAAUGAGCAUGCUGGUCUUUGCAAUGUGCUUUUGGCAACCGCAUAUGCCCUGCUCGAGAAUCACCCGCAUAUUCAAGUCCACUUCGCAUCCUUCCCGAAACUGGAGCGGAGGGUCCGGGAGACCUCUGCUUUCCUCACUACUAUGAAGACGGUCCCGGGUAUUACAUUUCACCCCCUGCCCGGGCCGACAUAUACCGAAGCAUUGUUGGAGUUCCGAUCCGAGACGAGCAUUAUCCACCCGCCGGGGUUGGCAGGAAUUGAUACCAUGGCUCCGAAUUUGCCAGACUUUAUAUCGCCUUGGGCAGCGGGGGAGUACUACAACAUAUACAAAGCUAUUUCGGAAACCAUCGACCAAGUAGAUCCGGCCGUCAUAGCCUUAGACACGAUGCUUGCACCAGGAUUCGACGCGACGCGAGAGAAACGGCGAGUCCAUGCUCUGGUGACGCCGAAUAUUCUGGCGGAUAUGAUGCCUGCGGAGCAGCCUAAGUAUACGUUAUUCUGGAAAUACCCAGCGCUGGGAUCCGGCUUCCCAUACCCCGUCCCUUGGAAGUUAAUUCCUGCAAAUAUCUACAUUAACUUCCGCGUCAUCAUGAGCUUCUUGUCGGCUCCACAGGUUAGGGAAAAGAGAGCGUUCUUGAAAGAGAAGGGGUUGGAAAACCCGGUCGACUUCAUGGGCUUAUAUCACCCCGAAGUUCCGUGGAUUACCCAGACAUUGCCGGGAGCUCACACGCCCCUAAAUAUCAUUCCACGCAAUGUGGUUCUCGCCGGACCAAUCAACCUAGCCGGGACGGAGACGGUCUCGGAGUCCGGGGCAGAGUUGUUGGCUUGGCUCCAGCAAAAGCCAACUGUACUUAUUUCCUUGGGGAGCGGGUUCAAGUACACUCACCAUGAUGCGACUGUUAUGACUGAAGCAAUUAGACAAGUUCUUCUUGCCACUGACGUACAGGUGUUGUGGAAGAUGGUCAAACUCGAAGCCUACAACGCCGACUUCAUAAGCGCAGCAAUGGAGGAAGCAGCUGGACGCUUUCGUGUCGUGAAGUGGCUCGAUGUGGAACCUCCCACACUGCUUCAGUCGGGACACAUUGCAGCUUUUGUUCACCAUGGUGGCGCCGGUUGUUACCACGAUGGCCUUUCUGGUGGCGUUCCCCAGGUCAUCUUGCCGCAGUGGGUAGACCUGUAUAAUUUCGCUCAACUUGUGGAGGAUCUGGGCAUUGUAGAGUAGCUAGGAAUCGUCCUCUCUAUAAGAAUUCCAAAACGUAUUGCAAUGUGAAGGACGCCCAAAUUGCAUCCAACUACUACAGAAUAGAGGUACCGUAUUGGCAGUAUCUGGCUGGCACUCUGAGAUAUAGCAAACUAUUCCGA